Molecule: messenger RNA, 1110 nt
Organism: Cimex lectularius (bed bug)
Lineage: Eukaryota; Metazoa; Arthropoda; Insecta; Hemiptera; Cimicidae
Exons: 7
Cellular component (GO): cytoplasmic vesicle membrane
Source: RefSeq, a predicted model, not a curated record
UUGUGCCCCCCCUAAAGAAUGUUGCACUUUGGGAUGUUGCUAUCUCCACUCACCCCCCUCCCCACACCUAUUGUCACUUAUCUUUUGGAACCAUUGGUACCUCUGGUGCGUCGUCGCGUUGGCGGUGGUGUGCGGAUGUGGCUGUGGCCUCUGGAAAAAGAAGGCACGUCCUCAGAGGGAGCCCUCAGAACCACCGACCCCUGAAUCUUGCUUCUAUCCUCCUAACUACAGCAGGUGCUCUUCAUUCCACCAGCCCCCACCUUACGCCGAGGUGACAUCGAAACCCGACCUGUACCCUCUUGUGAUAAGCUACACGGAAAACGGGAAGACAGGUAGCAGUUACCUCAUGGUCCAAUAUUUUAGGAAUUACAUCAUGCGACCUGUCGGUACUCUAUCCGCCACAAGCACUGCAGAUUCACUGAGCUCAAGCUUAUUUUGUAGCGCCACAAACGAGGCGAACAGCUUAAUUCCUCCGCCAUAUUCAAGUGCCCCUGGAAGCAUGGAGCAGAUCAACGAGCAGUCUUCUCCGACCAACGAGGAGACGACGCCAUGCAUAGUGAGCACGGAGAGCGAGCGGAGGCAGGCGCGCCCAUCUCUCUGUGGCCUUUCAAACGUUAGUUCUCUAUCAAUUGCCCCGCUAGACUCCCCUCCACAAGCAACAACACCUACAUUAAGCAAAAACCCCUCUCAACAGGGGAGCAGCAGUUCCAGGAACAAGUACAGAGGGCGAGGUUGGCUCAGCAGAUCGGCGCCGACGACGCCUUCCUCCAGGCUGACACCCUCGUUUCCGACAGGAGAAAGCAGUCCGCUCCUUGCCGCAGACAACGACACGAUGUUCUGAUCCGGAUAAGGCUUCGUAGAGAAUUUUACAGGAGGCUGAUCAACAGAUCUGAUCUGUUCAAUCUCGGUUCUUCGAGACGCCAAAUUGUUGUAUUAGAAAAAACGGCCUAGAAUCGUGACGAUCAGCUUUUGACGCCAAAUUUCUAAAACCAACUCUCGUACCACUUGCAACAUAAAUUCUAUAGGACACUAUGAAUUAAGAGAGCUAGAGAGCUAUAGAGAGCGAGAGAGAGAGAGAAUGAGAGAGAGCGAGAGAGAGAGAGAGUUCGA